Molecule: messenger RNA, 1350 nt
Organism: Apodemus sylvaticus (European woodmouse)
Lineage: Eukaryota; Metazoa; Chordata; Mammalia; Rodentia; Muridae
Gene: C8g
Product: complement C8 gamma chain
Exons: 6
Coding region: 499-1188 (229 amino acids)
Biological process (GO): complement activation
Cellular component (GO): membrane attack complex
Source: RefSeq, a predicted model, not a curated record
AUCGAUGCCACCCCCACUCUUGCGCCUGCGCCUCAGGCUCUGACUCUCGGCCGGCGUUUCUUAGCGUCUGCGCAAGCUCUUACUCUGACUCACAGAGCAGUACUCACUCCUGGCUACCGGAAAGGACGAAAGGAUGGAGGAAUGAGCCAGGCUCAGCCGGGCGGGUUCGAGACUCUGCCCCUGCUCUCUGCUGCUGGGCUUUGAACAAGUGGCUUUAUGAGCACGUUGUUGUUGGUUGUGGAGUUAAAGACAGUUAAUGCGCGCAGAGGGUUGAGCACUGAUCACAAGUGGAAAUAGAGGUGCAGAAGUCAACUCCAACUUUGCACAAGGCUAGGUUCUAGGAUGUACUCUGGCUUGGGUUAGGAGUUCGAUAAUCGGAAGACAGACGUGGACUUCCUGGACUGUGCUUUGUGUGGCACUGGACAGUGGACUCUGACCUAGGACAGUGCACCCCUCCUCCUCACUGUCCUGUCACCGACUGUCCGUAGCAGGACCGCCAUGCUGUCCCCUGGGGCUCUGUUGUUCUUCACCCUGCUCUUGACAGCCAGUUCGCUGGGCCAAAGGACUCGAAAGCCUUAUGGGUCUAUGUCCCCUAUCAGCACCAUCCAGGCUCAGGCCAAUUUCAAUGCUCAGCAGUUUGCAGGGAUAUGGCUCCUUGUGGCUGUGGGCUCUGCGUGCCGCUUUCUUCAGGAGGAGGGACACCAGGCUGAGGCCACCACAUUGCACGCAACUCCCCAGGGUGCCGCUAUGGCUGUCAGCACCUUUCGAAAGCUAGAUGGGAUAUGUUGGCAGGUACGUCAACUCUUUGGGACCACAGGGGUCCCUGGCCACUUCUUGCUCCAAGCCCCACGGGCCCGUGGACCAGUGCAUGUGGUGGUUGCUGAAACCGACUACCAGAGCUUUGCCAUCCUGUAUCUGGGGCAGGCGAGGAAGCUGUCUGUGAAGCUAUAUGCCCGCUCACUGCCAGUGAGUGAUUCUGUCCUGAAUGUGUUUGAGCAGCGAGUCAGGGGAGCCAACCUGACGGAAGACCAGAUCUUUUUCUUUCCCAAGUAUGGUUUCUGCGAAACUGCGGACCAGUUCCACGUCCUGAAUGGUGAGUGGUCAUCAGGGCAGAACAGUGAAGGGCUGUGGCCAAGGCCUUUCCUGCCCCUGCUCAAGUUUCUAUCUACUGCAGAGGUGCCAAGAUGAGGCCAUCUAGUGGAGAAGCUGUGGACAGUGGACCACCCUCAGAGAGUUCGCAGAGCAUCCUGAGUGCACUCUUGGAGUCUCUCCUGUCUGUCCCCAGAAGCACCCCUUCAUACAGCUCUGUUGUCCUGGGGCUUUCCAGUAAACAUCAGACUUGGCCUAGGA